AUGUCAUUUUUUUUAGAUAUCAAUGAUUGUUUGGGUGUGACAUGCCUUAACAAUGGCACUUGCAUGGACCAAGUGAAUGGAUAUACUUGUCAAUGCAACGUUGGCUUUUAUGGACUCAAUUGCGAAAUAGGUAUUGUUCACCCAAGUUUCUCUCUAUACUCUUACAGCUUUUUUUGCUUUUGUUAAUGCUGUCGAUUUGAUGAGUUUUCAAGGAGUCGUUGACACGCUUGACACGAUGAAACUUAUGUUAUUUCAUAUUGUAACUACCCUCAUAACCCGGGACAGGACGAACCGAUUAUUCCCUUACUGGAGUUCAUAUUUUGGCAAAACAACUCCUUAUUACUCUCUAAUUUAAAUAUGAUGACGCCAAAUUGUUUUCCCUUUUGCUGAGGAUUUUGACAAACUAAUAAGUACCUCUUAUUAGCCGAGUUUUCGGUCCGUACUUGUAAAUUACGGAUCCUCGUUUUUUUCCAUCGAUUUAUGAAGCGCUUGGGCCAUAAAUGGAUUGAAAAAAACGAGGAUCCGUAAUUUAAAGUACGGACCGAAAAAACGAGGCUAAUAAGAUGUUUAUUAUAUGGCUUCUUCCUGUUUGGGGGACCGGAAACAAGUGCAGGACGCACGAUUUGACAGUCAUUUGACAGGUGUCAAAAAAAGAAAGUUUUUAUUGGCGGACGAAAACAAUAGCACAUAACAAAGGCUUUCCGAGAAAGUGAAAACAAAUUCGCCAUGUUAAAAAAGUUUAUUCGGUCAAAAGUAAGAACACUGUAAGUUCUAGCUCUUUAAUGUAACGCUGGAGUAUUUUGGAAACCGGACACUGUGUCUGUCUAGAAGUAGUUUACAUCUUUCCUUCGUUUGUCCUUGUGAAAAAACACUGCAAAAGGCAAAGAAGCUUUUCAAGGUAAGUUCGUUGUCAUUGUCGAAGGAAUCGCUCGUUAAUUGUUUUUGGGAAAACCUCUCUUUCUGCCACUUCAUUCUCGUCUUCAGUUGUGAUCUGCGUUAAAAAUUUUCAAACACUGACUAGAAUUCUCCUCCUCGGUAAGGUUACGAUUCAGUUUCUACAACAGCUUCGUUCUCACAGUAAAACAAAGCUAGGUUAAAAUUUGGAAAGGCAAAGUCAACUUUCCAGUCCUCAGGGUUUACAUACAUAUUUCAAAGUUUAUUCGUUGGAAUUUAAGAGCGCUGUAAGUAUUCACUCGUUAAUGUGGCGCUGGAGUCUUUUGAGAACUGGACAUUAUUGUGUCUGGCUCGAACUCGCUUCUAUCUUUCUUUCGUUGGUCUUUGAAAAAACAUUGCAAAUGGCAAAGACGCUUGUCAAGAUGAUAGGGUGCAGGUAUGUUUGUUAUCAUAUUUGUUGAAGGAAUUACUGAUUUUCUCUUUGGCAAAACAUCUCGAAUCUCUGCCAGUCGAUUUCAGUCUUCUUAACUGUGUACUAAGAUAAAAUUUUCAAACACUGACUAGAAUCCUCUUCGAUAAGAUUAAGAGUUGGUUUCUUCAUCGCCUUCGUUCACAAAUAAACACAGUUUAAACUGUUGAAGACCAAAGUCAACAUCCAAGUCCUCAAGGUUGACAGGCGUCUUAUAACUUUAUUUAAACAUUUUUUGCGAGGUAAAGAGAUUUAGACCUCCGAAAUGAGCAUUUUCUUGAAAAAUUUUGGUCCGUAUAGCAAGUUACGGACCGCAAAUUGACCAAUCGCAUGGCGAAAACAGACUCAGCCAUAUAAUAAUGCGUUAUACGUUUGUACAGGUCCCGAUACUUACUAAUGUUUUGGGAGUGACCUGCUUUUUUUUCAAACAGAGUUUUCAAUUAAGGUUUUUUUAUCCUUAGACAUUGAAUUAUAAAGAGAGCCAAAACCAUAUAUUUCUUGUUAUUGUCCUCUAGCGUUGAUGUUUAAAAAAUCGUCUGUUAACAAUCCAUUUUAGAAAAAUUCAUUUUCAAUACGAAACAAGUCAUAACGUGACAAAUGUGAACAUAGGUAUUUUCUCGCCAACGUUUUGUGAUAUAUACUAAUCCCUUUAGAGUUUGGUGACGUUAUUAGUUUAUUCAGUUUUACUCGAUUCGACGUGAACUGCUACAUCUGUUUCAAUUAUUUGUCUUUUAAUACGUUGAAUUAUCUGUUCUAGUAAAGAAGGGCUCGUAUUGAGGAUCGUUUGUUCUUUGAAAACAUUUAGAUAUAAACAUGUACAAAAACAACCGUAUUUAUUUAAGAGCACAAGUAGUGUGACUGAAAUGUUCCUAAAAUCCUUUUAAAACCUUGCUUUCUUUGGGUUGGUUUUUUUUAGCCUUUUUCGUGUUUGGAAUGGCGAAUACAAGGUAAACCAAAUUCGCUACAAGAGUUUCGCUUAAAGCUUACUUUUUACAACCAAUACGAAAACUGAGUACUUUUUAUAACGUGUUUUUUCUUUCAUUCUCGAUCAGAAAAAGAAUUUCUAUAAGAUUCAAUGUAUAUUUUGAACCUGAUAAUGCAAGGUCAUACAUCAUCUCAAAUCUUGAAAACAUGCAUUAUCGUUACAGAAAUGAAAUAAUUAUGCCCGACUUCACAAACAAAGUAAAAUCAGGGAAAAUAUAAUUACUCAUACUCACUUGCUAUGCAGUUCCUGAAGGCCAGUAGGUGAGGUCAGCAACGCUUACGCUUUGCUGAAUGAGCUCUCAAAAAAGCGGCCAUUGAUAAAUCUCGUUGACUUUAUGGAACGCUUUUUUUAAACAAACACAAAAUAAACAAACGAGCCCUGAACGAAAAAAAAAACCUGAUAGCAGCUGUAUUUAAUUCUGUGGCGGCAGUUGAGGAAUACAAAAGUAAAAAAAACGUAAAAUUACACAAAGCUUUAGUUUUCGAUGCAGCACAAAUAUGUACGAAUGAAUUAACCAGUCAAAAUUCUGACCAAGCUUGGACAAGAUUGGUCCUGGAGCGUAGCUAAGGUAUAAGGAAAGCAUAAUUUUUUUUACCGGGGCGUCACUUAACAGGUUUGCUUUUCUCCAAAACAAACCCAUAAUACAUUUCCCGGAUUCCCUUCCCCUCCUUACAAAGUCUCCGUUCCCCAUUUACUAGUGUCUGUGGGGACGUACGUACGUACACUGCGCUGACGUCACAAACAAAUUCACAGGGUUCAAAUUUUUAUAGCAGAGAGGCUAGCGUGGAAGCACCUCUGACAACAUAUGCUUACGAAAUAAGGCUAUGUAAAUAUCUGAAGGAGAUUUAAAUAGCAAUUAGAAACGUAGCAAUAAGUGUUUGUGAGGUAAGGCGUGAGCGUUAUCGCUUUGAUAGUAAAUGAAGAACAACGCGUUGUGAAAAUACGUACUUUCUAAUUCAAGAACCAUAUACCUUGCCUUAAAGUUUCAGUGAAAAGCAGAAUACAACUUGACAGAAACUUGGUUUAUUUUACAUCUUUCUCGUAAAGGGUAUGAUGACACGUUUUCUUAUUUCAGCUCCAGACGCGUGUAAUCCAGAUCCGUGUGAAAAUGGAAUAUGUUCUAUAAGUGGUGACUCCUACAGUUGCAGUUGUGACCCAGGCUAUGAAGGCGAAAACUGUGACAUAGGUAAUGAUAUCAAUUUGGCACUUUAUGUGUCAUGAGAGUAUUUAGGUGAAAACUAACGGACGCUGAAUUAAUAACGCCCUAAUCUGGCGAAAUUAAUAAAUACAUAGAUUCAUCAAUAUCAGAGUGCUAGAUAAUGUGCAUUAUUAAAUAAAAAAUGCAUUCCCGAAAAAUGGAUUUUGGAAUUGGUGGAAGGGAAUUUACACAUCUAAAUAUUGCUAUUGAGCCUAGACCUAUGAUGUUAGCUCGCGUGCCCCUUGGUACAUUGAGGAAAUCAAGGAGCAGAAAGUGACCUGUCGUAGGCUUGAAAGGCGAUGGCGUCCUUCCCGACUCACUUCCAACUAUUAAUCUUAUACCGACCAACGCACUGUUGUAAAGCACACCAUUUUCAAAUCAAAAAUGGAUUAUUAUUCUAGCCUUAUCUAUUCAGCUGAAAGUGACAGCAAAACCCUGUUUUGCACAAUUACUCGUCUUCUUCACAGGAAAGCAGAUAAACGUUUCCCUACCAGCUCUUCUGCAGUUGAUCUCGCCAAUAAAUUAAUCCACUUUUUUGAGGAGAAAAUCGUCAAUAGCAGAAGUAAUCUUGGUACACCUGUAAUUCCUGAUUUCUUCAGAACCCUAGAUACUUCAUCACUAACCUGUCAGCUUGUAAAUUUUUCACCAACUUCUAUUACCGAACUGUCGAACAUUGCUAACAAUGUCAUCAUGAAAUCCUGUAUUUUGGAUCCGCCUCCCGCCACCCUACUGAAGCAGCAAUUCGAUUUACUUUUACCAAUUAUCCUGAAGAUUGUCAACUUGUCACUGAAAUCCGGUCAUUUUCCGUCUUCUUUGAAAACUGCUGUUCUAUCCAGUCUACUUAAGAAAGCCAACUUAGAUCAUGAAGUUCUUGCAAACUACAGACCUAUUUCAAACCUCAAGGUGAUCUCAACAAUUAUUGAAAAGGUCGUCACAGUACGUCUUCAAAAAUAUUUAGAAGCUAACAAGCUAAAUGAGCCGCUAUAAACCUUUCCACAGUUUUGAAACCGCCCUUGUGCGCGUUCACAAUGACGUUUUGGUUGCUAUUGAUAAACGUCAUUUUGUCGUGCGUCUACUGUUAGACCUGUCUGCUGCCUUCAACACUGUGGAUCACGAUAUCCUCCUUACAAGAUUGCACUCUAAAUAUUCUAUCUCUGCCAUAGGUCUUGAAUGGUUUCGCUUCUACCUUACUAAUCGCUCGCAAUUUGCGUUAACCGAAGGGUGUAAAUCACAGUCUCGCGAGCUCAAGUGCGGUGUACCUCAACGUCCUGUCCUUGGACCGAUUCUGUAUGUUCUCUACACAGCACCACUGGCCGACAUUCUAUGAUUCCAUGAAAUGCACUUUCACUUUCACGCCGAUGACACUCAAUUUCAUAUCUCUUUCUCUACAAACAACGAUAUGGAAUUAACUAACAGUAUCACUAAGAUUGAGGAAUGCCUGUCCGACAUUGAUAAGUGGAUUUCCAUCAACAGACUAAAAGUAAACAAAGACAGGACCGAGCUUCUCUACUUAUUCUCAAAGUAUAAGUCACAACAAUCUCUACUCCCGCUUCGCUUUGGAACUGACAUAAUCAAGCCCUCUUCACAUGCAAGAAAUGUAUAUUGGCUCUACCACUAUGUCAAUGCUUUCCCAAGUCAACAAUGUUUGUAAAUCUGCCUGUUAUCAUCUUCGCACCAUUUCCCGCAUAAGGAAAUACUUAUCAACGCAAACUGUUGAGAUUCUUAUUCACGCCUUUGCAACUUUCAGACUAGAUCACUGCAUUUCUCUGAUAUAUAAUGUCGCCAAAAGCGUCACCAAAAAGCAUCAAUCGGUGCAGAAUGUAGCUGCCAGACUGAUUACACGCUCUAGGAAGUGCGAUCACAUCACUCUCAUCCUCUUCGAUCUUCACUGGCUACCUGUUUCUGAACGAAUUAAAUUCAAGAUUCUACUUCUUACCUUCAAGGCUCUGUAUCAGCAAUCUCCGCCCUACAUUCUAGACCUAAUCACCCGCUACUUACCGUCUAGAUCGCUUCGAUCAUCUUCUACGCUCAGUCUGAAUCCUCUUAGCUUUAACCUUAAUAUAAGACCUAUGGAUCUAGAGCAUUCUCUGUCUCAGCCCCCGAACUUUGGAACAAACUACCUGAUGACAUACGCUCAUGAGAGAAUCUAAGUCUUUUUAGGCAUAGACUUAAAACGUACCUUUUUAAGAACUUUUAUUUUAGUCAUUAGGAAGUUUUAUUUGAUUUUAUAUGUUUUAUUAAAAUUUAAAUUUAUUAUAAUCAAUUUUAAUUCUAAUUUUUUCACUUUGUUUAGCGCCUAGAUCUAUUACUGGAUAGACGCUAUAAAAAUCUUCUUUUUCUUCUUCUUCUUCUUAUUAUUAAGAGUUAUUUCCAUAUAUUUCUUGGUUGCAAUACUGGCAAUUAAACACCAGUAAUGUAACCUCCUCAAGGAUAGUUUCUUUUUGCCGUGUAAGUGGUAAAUAGUUUGUUUUUAAGGGUUGGCAGUGCUAAGGACGACUGAAUGAUAGAAGCAUAUUCCAAUGUGACUUGACUAAUAGCGACUUCACAUUGUUGGAAACAGAAUAUUUAGCAAUAUUUCUUCUUUCUUAGAGCAAGAACCAUUACAGUUUGAAGUUCAGAUGGAAAUACUUGAGCUAGGCUCUUCUUACGACUCCUCCCUGGCUAACAAUGACACAGACAGUUUCCGCGCUCAAUCUAACACCUUAACCGAUGACGUUUUCGAGCCAUACUUCAGAAGCCAAUUUCCAAGUUUUGACAGAAUGGAAAUUAUUGGCUACUACCAAGGAUUCCCUGGUUUAGGAGUUCGAUACAAACUUUACUUCACCGCCUCCUCUAAUGUAACAAAUGUCAGCAUUGCUCUUUCUCUUCGAGAAGCCAACAAGACGAAAGACAUAAAUUUCUUCACCAUUGGGGGAAAUUUGCAGGUGUCCGAAAUACUUCCGAUCUUGUUAUCAACAACACCGGCAACUACCAUAGUACCUCCAGGUAUGUUGACGUAUGUUGACGCAAAUGUGAUAUUUUUAGAUAAAUGCAUUAUUUCUAGCAGUAGUCUUGUCAUUUGUGUUGUAAACCAGACACCACAAUGA
Porites evermanni is the source of this 6632-nucleotide messenger RNA. The record is from the annotation of a GenBank genome assembly. Lineage: Eukaryota; Metazoa; Cnidaria; Anthozoa; Scleractinia; Poritidae.